AUCUUUAUAAGCUGAUAAUACCAAUAAUAAUAAUAAUAAUUGAAUGAUGUAAGAGUUACGCCUUUACCUUGAACCUUUCGUGUUUUCACUCUUCAAUCCAAGGACGACAACAGUUGUGACUGACUAGUUUCUUGCGUAAUUUGAAAAUUUUUAAAUCUUCUUUAUGUUACAAAUUGAACUGAACAACGAAACAAGUGAAGAAUUCACACAAUCUCUUCAUAGACUACAUAUAUUUAUUUGUUUAUCUUCCAGGGUUUAAUAGUUUAAACAUAAAAAAACAACAAUACAAGCUAAAGAAUGAAAAUAUUAUUAAAAUCAAAUUUAUUGGUUGCAAUACAAAACAAUGACAUUAAUCUCGCAGAAGGGCUGUUAACAAAGGGUGUAGAUCCAGAUACUAGAUUUUAUGUAGAUUCUCAAGAGAAACCAGCAAUAUGUUUGUGUGUUGAAAGAGGCCAUGUUGAAAUGGUGAGAUUGCUCAUAAAAUGGGGAUGUAGCAUCAACCAGUUUGAUGCAUCUGGACAUACUCCACUUCAUUUAGCUGCAAUUUUUAGAUAUGAAAGUAUUACUGAAAUAUUAUUGCAGAAUAGAGCAAAUGUUAAAGCACUUUCAAAUUCUGGUCAAACUGCUCUACAUUUAGCAAGGGAACUAGCUGUUGUGAAGAUGUUAGUUGCAGCUGGAAGUGAUAUCAACAAACAAGAUCAAGAUGGUCGUACAGCUUUGAUAUUAGCAUGUAUGGAGGGAAAAACAUCCAUUGUUAAAUUCCUUAUUCAAAAGGGAGCAGAUGUUAACAUUACAGAUAUAUAUGGGAAUUCUCCUUUACUCCAUGCCUCCAAUUGUCUUUCUUCAGAUCCUACAAUCAUCUCAGUUCUCCUCCGAAAUGGAGCCAAAGUGAACCAUCAAAAUAAUAUUGGAGAAAAUGCAUUACUGAUUGCAGUUAAGCACUGUCAUUUUUACCAAUGUAAUGAAAUUGUUGAAAUAUUAUUGAAAAAUGGAUGUGAAUUGAAUGUCAACACUUGGUUGGGUCAGUCACCUCUUCAUCUGGCAAUAAAUGGAAACGAUGAUUGUUUGGUUGAGUUAUUAAUUAGAUUUGGAUGCAAUCCCAAUGUUCGAGAUGCUCUGGGUUUAACACCUCUAUACUAUUUAGCAAAAGAUGGAAAAACGAAUUUAAUUUUCCUCCUCCUUGCAUCAGGACUCAAUAUGCAAAAUGAGACAUGGGUUAAGGACGAAUUAUUUAUUCGAGAAAUUAGAAGUGAAUUCAGAGACUGGUUAAUAACAAAGUCUAGAGAAUUUCCACCUCUGAAAAAUCUUUGUAGGACUGCCAUUCGUAAAUAUUUGGGAGUAAGAGCAGAAGACAUAAUUAAUCAGCUUCCUUUACCUAAUCCAAUCACUGAAUUCUUGAAUUUAGCAUAUUAGAAAAUUAUGCAUUUAUUUUAUUUUAUUUUUUUUUUAAACAAAAUUUACAAGAUUGCUAAUAUUACAUCUCAGCAGAAUUUAAACAUAAUUGCAAAAAUGGUAUGAAUAUAGAGAUCAUUAUUAAAUAUUUUAAAAAUAAAAGUAUUUUAAUAUUAAGAUCUGAAUAUAUUGCAAUACUUAUACUCAAUUUUAUUUUGAAAUUUAACUAUAUAACUGUAUAAAAUAUACAGUAACAAUAGUCUAUAGAUUUGUUUUUCCAUUUACUCUUUAAGUAAUACAAAAGAAAUCUCUUAUUUUAAGUUUUAAAAUUUCAUUUCAUUGUUAUUGCUAUUAUGAAUAUCAAAAUCAUCCAGAAUUUUCUAUGUUGUAUGUGAUAAACUACUGUUAUUAAUUUAACAGACAUAAAUUAUCACUUUUCUUAUGUGUGUAACAGUUUAAAAUUGUUCUGUGAUUAUAUUUCAAAUUGUUAUAAUUAUACUAUAUAGAUUAUAAAUCAAUGGCUAGUUAAUGAAUUGAAAAAUUGGUUUUAUAGAUAUGAUAUUACUUUGAAUUGAAGAUGACUCCAUUUUCAGUUUGAAAAUGUGCAGAAAAACAGUAACUUAAGUUCAAAGUAAUACAGUAUAUGAAUUUUGUAAGAAGUUCCAUAAUGAAUGUGAUGCUAAGAGAGCAUAAUUUAUAUGUUAACUUUUACUGUUUUAAACAUUAAAGCUUUCCCAAAUGUUUUAAGUGUUGAGAAUAAAAUCAAAAUACUGUGAAACAGUAAUGCAUAACAAAAUGAAUAGUGUCUUUCAAAUUAAAAAAAAAACAUAUUGAUAUGGUAUCAAAAAUAUUUAUGUAAUUUAUAUUAUAAUUGCAAAAGAAAUGCUUAUUAUUGAUCAUUAAAAUGUCAAUAUUUUUUAAAAUUAUUGUAUUUUUUAUUAUAUCAUUUUUCCUAGAACAUUUACUUUAAACUUUUAAUAUCCAAGGAACCUUCAUGCCUGAGUGUUAUUUUUUCAGAAUCCUAAGCAAUAAAGUACCAAAAUAAAUAACAUACAAAAAAGACAUUAAUGCUGUUUUUAUUAUCUAAGUCAGUGGUUUCCAACUGGCAUACCAUGAAAAAGGUGAUUAGUUAGUCUUUUACAAUGCAAUUGGCUUGUUCACCCAAUCUUGUACCUUAUGACUUCUGUUUAAGAGGCUAUUUGAAAAACGCAGGUUAUAGAAAGUUGUAAAUUCAUCAGAACUAAAGAGGAGAAUUAAAUUUCAUUAGUCCUAACAUCUUGCACUUGGCUGUUGCUAAUGUGAUAACUCAAUUGCAGUGUGUGACUAAAAGUGACAGAAAGCAUUUUUCACAGUUUCUACAAUACUGCUGUGACACUGGUACUGUAUCAUUAUAACUUUUGUUACUGGGAAUCUAUAUCUAUUUUUGAAACUCUGUCCAUAGUCUUACUGAUAAAUUGAGAUAGAUUGAUAAAAUUUUGUAGGCACAUUUAUCUCUUAACAAUUGUCUCCAUAAAGGUCUAAAGUGGGAUACUUUAACUAUAGACACCCUGUAUAUUUCAGAAGUUUGCCACUGUUCUGAAUAAUAAUGUCUUUCAUAAUUAGAUAAGUACAGUUUAGAAUUUUUUUUUCAAUGUUUUUAAUGAAAAUAAAAAUUUAAUAUAAAUAUUUUUAAGCUUACAAAAACCAUUGUUAAUAAGCAUUUUGGUACCUCUAAAGUUGGGCUGAGAGGCCAGAAUGUACUGAUUUGCUUUUUGUUUUUAAUCUCCAGUUAAGUAAAGGGAGGUUACAUGUUAUGAUAGUUAAAUAAAUUAAUUAUUUGUUACACAAAUUGAUGGAAAUACAGUGAAAUAAACAUUUUGAAGAAAUAAAACUGAUUCUACAAUUCUAAAAAUUCAGAAUAUUUGAUUUCAGGACAGAAUGGUAAGCACUUGUAUUAAAGUAAUAUGCCAUAUAUAUAUAAAGUUUCAUUAUGUGUAUUUCUUGUUAUAUAUAUAAUUUAUUUUUCAUUUUAAAUGUGCAUUAAUUUUAUUUUACAGGCAGGGGUAUAUUAGGUCUUUUCCAUGAUACACAUUUAUGUUCGUAUAUUGAACAUUUGUAAUAUUUCAAUUAUUCAUUUUUAUUACUACUAAAUAGAAAAUGCUUUAUGACUUGAAAUACAAAAAAUGAUGUUAUACUUUCAAAUAAUAACUGUUCAUCAUCAGAAAUACAGUUCUGUUAUUGUGAAAGCAAAGGAUACAAAUUAAAAAACAAAAAAUAGAAUAGAAAUCCCUACAGCAAUUACAAUGUUUUACACUAAAGAUGUUAACAAAUAAUUUUUGUUAAACAAAAGUAUUAUUAUUAACAAAAUCAAUCAUAUUUUAUUUCCCUAUCACCUUAUAUACUAAUUAUUUCAAUGCAGUUGGGACAUUCUAUGCAUUACUCUGAUUCACCACUAAUGAUUCCAAGGUUUAUUUG
Messenger RNA from Centruroides sculpturatus (bark scorpion), 3846 nucleotides. RefSeq names its product homeobox protein Wariai-like. The record is from RefSeq and is a predicted model, not a curated record. Gene Ontology annotation, biological process: intracellular signal transduction. Gene Ontology annotation, molecular function: protein binding. Bases 298 to 1413 code for a protein of 371 amino acids. NCBI's taxonomy places the organism in Eukaryota, Metazoa, Arthropoda, Arachnida, Scorpiones, Buthidae. The transcript is spliced from 5 exons.